Penicillium chermesinum is the source of this 1395-nucleotide messenger RNA. Its product is annotated as phosphoserine phosphatase SerB. Gene Ontology annotation, biological process: dephosphorylation; L-serine biosynthetic process. Gene Ontology annotation, molecular function: L-phosphoserine phosphatase activity; magnesium ion binding. Gene Ontology annotation, cellular component: cytoplasm. The record is from RefSeq and is a predicted model, not a curated record. The coding region runs from base 1 to 1395 and encodes 464 amino acids. NCBI's taxonomy places the organism in Eukaryota, Fungi, Ascomycota, Eurotiomycetes, Eurotiales, Aspergillaceae. The transcript is spliced from 3 exons.
AUGGCACAGUCCAUCCCUUCCCGCCAGCGGCCUUCUCUCGGCCAGAUGCGCAGCAGCUCAUUCCUUCAGGACCACCAGCAAUAUAAGCCGCCAAUCCCCAUUAACCAGACUAUCGGGGAGGUCCUCGGCGCGCAGAUGGAGGAGACCUUGAAAAUAGCCAACCCUAUCAGCCCAGACCCCGAGCGAGUCACCGACAGCGGCAUUAUCCACAGCAUCUUCCACCCUCAGGCCAAUUCACUACCGACCGGUACCCCUCGCAUCGUCGCUACGAUCUACUACAAAUCCGCCAACCCGGUCCACCCCCACUUCCAUCCCGAUGCAUCCCCAAAUCCCACCUCAGGCGAAAGACUCCCCUCGCCCCAGGUGCCCGAGGGCUCUGCGCCCACGGCCGACAUGGACAAAUUCCCGCGCGAGCCACCUGCCCCAGAGCCGGAGCCGCUAGAUCACUUAUACGGGCCUUACGUGUCCCAGCUGUGCUUGACCAAUUUCCUGCAGAUCCUCGAGGCUCUCCCAACCCCAUACCAGCGCACGACUACUUCACAUCGCUGUCUGGACCGUACCGAGCAACCUCGUGUAGUCGAGGUCACAUUCUCCCCGCCGCCAGAUCCGAAGUAUCUCUCCUUCAAGGAUCUGCGGAAGCACGAGAGUAUUUGGCGCUUUGAGCGCGAGUGGAACGUUGAGGUCGUUUUGCAGAAAGAGAGUGUGUUCCGCCGACAUAAGCGCCUCGCUAUAUUUGAUAUGGAUAGUACUCUCAUUAAGAAUGAGGUCAUUGAUGAGAUUGCCAAGUUCGUUGGCGUGGAGAAGGAGGUUUCGGAAAUCACCGAGCGCGCAAUGAACGGUGAAUUAGACUUCUCUGCAUCACUGAAGGAGCGCGUUGCGCUUCUGAAGGGCGUUCCAGCGGAUGUGUUCGAAAAGCUCAAGUCCGUGAUCACUAUUGCCCCAGGCGCUCGCGAGCUGUGCCGGGCUUUGAAGGCCCUCGGAUACAAAAUGGCAGUCUUGAGUGGUGGCUUCCAGCCAUUAGCCGACUGGCUGGCAGAACAACUGGGUCUGGAUUAUGCAGUCGCCAACCAUUUGGAAGUCGACACCGCCACACAAACUCUGACCGGAAAACUGGUCGACUCCUACCCCAUCAUCGAUGCAGUCCAGAAGUGCUCUCUUCUGAAGUCCAUCGCUGAGCAAAACAAAAUCCCUCUCUCUCAAACCAUAGCGGUCGGCGAUGGCGCGAAUGAUCUGCUCAUGCUUGAUGCUGCUGGACUCGGCGUUGCCUGGCGUGCCAAGUCUAAGGUGCAGCUUGAAGCGCCCACCCGCAUUAACGGAGAAAGCUUGGUUGAUAUUCUGUACCUGCUUGGAUUGGAGAAGGAAGACAUCGAGGAGUUGAUUGAGAUGAAUAACUGA